UCGUGAUUCCAGUUUGAUACAUCUGAAUGAUGGAGGAUGAGGAGGAUUUCAUGGAUGAUGAAUCACUGAACAGUUUCUUCGCCGAUAUCUUUAACGAUGCUCUAGCCUGCACACAUACACACUUUUGCAACCCACCUGCUGGACCAGAUUUAUCGCAUUCACAUUCUUGUUUCCAUCUCCACACCAAAAUCCUCCCUGAUGAGCCUAAAACCACAACUGAGGUCAAAAGACCGGGCAACCGGGAUGCCGUCCGUAAGUACCGCCAGAAAAAGAAAGCUCGGGCAGAGUCAUUGGAAGAUGAAGUUAAGAAAUUGAGAAUUAUAAAUCAGCAGUUGAUAAACAAGUUGCAGGGUAAAGCUGCUCUUGAGCAAGAGGUAGCUAGGUUGAGGUCUGUGCUGACGAACAUCAAGGGAAGGAUUAAAGACGAAAUCGGAUCAUUCCCUUACCCAAAAUCCAUUGACUGUAAUAAUGGGGUUUCGCAGAACACGUUAAGUUCGAACUCAGACGAAGCUUAUGAUGUCAGCCAGUGCAAGCGUGACCUUCAAUGCGGUGAUCAAGUUCAGUGUUUGUAUCCUGAAUUGGAUGAUAACUGUGUUGGGGAAGCUUAUGGGAAUGGAUUGCAUAUUGAAGGAUUUAGGCCUUGUGAUCUGGGUUACGUACCGUGUGCUGGGAUUAAGGACGGGUCGACUCCUCCUGCCAAGAAGCGAAAGGAAAGACUACAAACAAAUGCUCGGGAUAACUGA
Messenger RNA from Papaver somniferum (opium poppy), 743 nucleotides. RefSeq names its product basic leucine zipper 23-like. NCBI's taxonomy places the organism in Eukaryota, Viridiplantae, Streptophyta, Magnoliopsida, Ranunculales, Papaveraceae. Gene Ontology annotation, biological process: regulation of transcription by RNA polymerase II; DNA-templated transcription. The record is from RefSeq and is a predicted model, not a curated record. The coding region runs from base 27 to 743 and encodes 238 amino acids. Gene Ontology annotation, molecular function: RNA polymerase II cis-regulatory region sequence-specific DNA binding; DNA-binding transcription factor activity, RNA polymerase II-specific. The transcript has a single exon.